This is a messenger RNA of Lachancea nothofagi CBS 11611, 1101 nucleotides long. NCBI's taxonomy places the organism in Eukaryota, Fungi, Ascomycota, Saccharomycetes, Saccharomycetales, Saccharomycetaceae. The record is from the annotation of a GenBank genome assembly.
AUGAACGUUCCUAGAGUAUACGCUUUGGGUAAUGCACCCCUGGUGCACUUGAUGUGCCAUGAAUUAGCAUCUUUGAGCUUCCAGCCUAAGGUUCCAGAGGUUGUCCUUUUGCUACAAGAUCAAAAGAAACUGAAUCGAUUCUUGGAGAAUGAGUCCAAAGUAGAGAUUCAAAGAAACAACGGUGGUUUUGAUGGUGUCAAGCAGUACAUGGCAUCCUGUUCGCCUCCGAAAUUUGCUUCUGGAGAGAUUGCGCGCAUUGACAAUCUUAUAAUUGGAGAGAACAAUCCGAGAUCCUUCAUCGAUUCCAUUAAAAAAUACACUGAAUCCAUCGAUUGUGACACGAAUUUACUACUGUUAAAUCCAAAUAUGGGCGUGCGGGAUAUGCUUCGAAAGAACAUAUGGCACGAGCAAGAGAGCUUGCCUAAUUUGUUUAUGGGCAUCACUAAUUUGGAAGACGUUUGUCGAACCGCGGAGUUCACUAUCCAAUUUCCUGGUUUUCACGAAGCUCUUCAAGUUUGUAGUGUACCAAAAACACAUAUGGGCUACUCUUAUGAGCAAGACGUGCGAACUACCGAGAAGCUGAGUACAACAAAUAGCCUAUCAAGACUAUUAAAAUCUGUCAACAAAGAGGAAACUGGCUCUGCAAUGGGUGUAGUAAGCCGCCCCUACGGAGAUCUCCUACUUUAUCGUUACGAAGAGCUAAUCGUUCGAUCAUGUGUGGCACCCAUUAGUGUGAUGUACGGUCAACAAGCUCAUGAUCUUCAAGCAAGUGAUUCGUUAACAAAAAUGAUUCGAACACUGGUAGCAGAAUUCACAUACACAAUCAAAGCAACUGAUAAAUUUAUUCCACUGAUACCGCAUUCUAAAGGAGCCUUGGAUCAGCAUCGACUAUUUUCAACAGUGUCGCGUCAUUUCAAGAAAACCAAAUACAGAGACUUUAGGAGACCAACAAUCAAUGACAUCAAUCUUUCAAACGGCUUUUUUGCCUUGAAGGCGCGAAAACUCAAUAUCAGAAGUCCGUUAAAUGACACCAUCAUGGCAUGCGCAAAGGCUAAACUUCAGCUAGCACGGAAAUCGGAGUUGGAUUAUAGAUACUUGUAA